Vanrija pseudolonga is the source of this 1294-nucleotide messenger RNA. RefSeq names its product Pyruvate dehydrogenase E1 component subunit beta, mitochondrial (gene PDB1). The record is from RefSeq and is a predicted model, not a curated record. Lineage: Eukaryota; Fungi; Basidiomycota; Tremellomycetes; Trichosporonales; Trichosporonaceae. Gene Ontology annotation, molecular function: pyruvate dehydrogenase (acetyl-transferring) activity. The transcript has 5 exons. Bases 21 to 1223 code for a protein of 400 amino acids. Gene Ontology annotation, biological process: pyruvate decarboxylation to acetyl-CoA.
CUGUAAAACAAAUAGCAGCAAUGGCCUCCCGCGCCGCCCUCACCCGCCUCGCCGCCUUGCCUGCCGCCGCCUCGGCGCGCGCCCUCUCGACUGCGUCGACGUCGUCGUCGCUGGCCACCAGCCGCGCCGCGCUCGCGGCCACUGCGACCCCGCGCGUCGCGCGCUCAGAGGCCCGCUUCCUCGUCGGCAAGGAGCAGCGCCGCGCCGCGUCCUCGGACGAGGGCGCGCAGACCAUGACCGUCCGUGAGGCCCUCAACGCCGCCAUGGAGGAGGAGAUGAUCCGCGACCCCACCGUCUUCGUCAUGGGCGAGGAGGUCGCCCGCUACAACGGUGCCUACAAGGUCACCAAGGGCUUGCUCGACAAGUUUGGAGAGGACCGUGUUAUUGACACCCCCAUCACCGAGUCUGGCUUCACCGGUCUCGCUGUCGGCGCUGCCCUUGCCGGUCUCCGCCCCGUCUGCGAGUUCAUGACCUGGAACUUCGCCAUGCAGGCCAUUGACCAGAUCGUCAACGAGGGCGGCAAGACCUACUACAUGUCGGGCGGCAACGUCCCCUGCCCCGUCACCUUCCGUGGCCCCAACGGUGCCGCCGCCGGUGUCGGUGCCCAGCACUCGCAGUGCUUCGCCGCCUGGUACGGCUCCAUCCCCGGCCUCAAGGUCGUCUCGCCCUGGUCGGCUGCCGACUGCAAGGGUCUCCUCAAGUCGGCUAUCCGGGAUCCCAACCCCGUCUGUGUCCUUGAGAACGAGCUCCUCUACGGUGUCUCCUUCCCCAUGACCAAGGAGGAGCUCUCGGAGGACUUCCUCAUCCCCUUCGGCAAGGCCAAGAUUGAGAAGGAGGGCUCGGACAUCACCAUUGUCGCCCACUCCAAGAUGGUCACCCACUCGCUCGAGGCCGCCGAGAUCCUCGAGAAGGAGGACGGCAUCAAGGUCGAGGUUGUCAACCUCCGCUCCAUCCGCCCUCUCGACAUUGACACCAUUGUCGCCUCGGUCAAGAAGACCAACCACCUCGUCACUGUCGAGGGUGGCUUCCCCGCCUUCGGUGUCGGCUCCGAGAUCAUUGCCCAGGUCUGCGAGUCGGCCGCCUUUGACUUCCUUGACGCUCCUCCUGAGCGUAUCACUGGCGCCGAUGUUCCUACUCCCUACGCCGAGACGCUCGAGGGCCUCGCGUUCCCCGACACUGACCUGGUCGUCAAGACCAUCCGUCGCCACCUGUACCGUCAAUAGAUGGAAUGGCGAGAUUUAGCCGUUCCUGCCCUUUCAACGCACGUAGUGUAAUGCAUCUAUGGGUUUAGCUG